UUGGGGAAAAUACACGAAUUUCAAAUCUUUGAACAAAUUCCUGAUAUCUAAUUGAAAGUAGUAUGGAUUCUUCCAGGGAAGAGGCUGCUAUGCAACUUUGGACGCCAGAGAAGACGAGGGUGACACAAAUGGACCGUCUCAGGGAAAGGAUCAACUUGAAAUAUAGCCUAAAGCUAGAGAGCUAUAGUCAGCUGUACAACUGGUCAGUUGAGAACUACAGUGAGUUUUGGGAAGAAGUUUGGAACUUUACAGAUAUUGUAUUUUCUAGGACUUUCCAACAGGUUAUUGACAAGAAUGCAAAUAUCUCUGAGAUUCCAAGAUGGUUCACCGGGUCACGUCUGAAUUAUGCAGAGAAUUUGUUACGUUGGAAUGAUGAUCGGAUCGCCCUCUAUUCUACAGCUGAAGGUCGGGAUAAUGUAAUAACAAGAACACAUAGGCAGUUACGGGAUAAUGUGGCGAUCUACGCUGCCGCCAUGAAGAAAAUGGGAAUCUCUAAGGGUGAUCGUGUUGUAGGGUACAUCCCCAAUUGUUGUGAGGCCAUUGAAGGGAUGCUUGCAGCAGCCAGUAUAGGGGCAAUAUGGAGUUCUACCUCCCCAGAUUUUGGGGUCUCAGGUGUCCUGGAUAGAUUUACACAAAUAGAACCCAAACUGAUAUUUUCUGUGAAUGCUGUGGUCUACAAUGGAAAAACUCAUAACCAUCUUGUCAAACUAAAGCAAGUAGUUCAAGGUCUUCCUGAACUAGAAAAGGUUGUUAUAAUUCCCUAUGUGGUUGAGGAUGAUAAAUCUCUGGAUAUUGCAGAUAUAAGAAACAGUUGUACACUGAAAGAAUUUCUAGAGACUGGCAAAGAAGGUGAAUCAACUCCUGAGUUGGAAUUUGAGCAACUACCAUUUGACCACCCCUUAUUUAUAAUGUACUCUUCCGGAACAACAGGGGCACCAAAAUGCAUGGUGCAUUCUGCGGGGGGUACCCUCAUCCAGCACAACAAAGAACAUCAGAUCCAUGGCAACACAACACGUGAUGACAUCAUCAUUUACUUCACAACAACUGGUUGGAUGAUGUGGAACUGGCUUGUGGGAGCACUCUCGAUUGGUUGCUCUCUUGUACUUUAUGAUGGUUCUCCUGUUAAACCAACAGCAAGUUAUAUCUGGGACCUCAUAGAUAGAUUAGGUGUGACAAUAUUUGGGGGAAGUGCAAAGUUGUUCGCUAUUUAUGACGAGCGGGGGAUAAAACCUGCAGAAAGUCACAGUAUGAAGACCUUACAUACAAUACUCUCCACUGGGUCACCACUGAAGCCUGAUACUUAUGACUAUCUGUACAAAGAUGUCAAGAAAGAUCUUCUUGUAGGGUCUAUAACUGGAGGUACAGAUCUGAUAUCCUGUUUUGCUGGUCAGAACUGGACUAUACCGGUUUACAGAGGUCAGAUCCAGGGCAGGAAUCUGGGAAUGGCAGUAGAGUGCUGGUCAGAGGAGGGUAAAGCAGUUUGGGGAGAGAGUGGCGAGUUGGUCUGCACAAAACCAUUCCCAUGUAUGCCAACAUACUUCUGGAAGGACCCUGAAGGGAAGAAGUAUCACAAUGCAUACUUCAAUAAGUUUAAAGGUAUUUGGGCGCAUGGAGACUAUUGUACCAUAGACCCUAAGACUGGAGGCAUUGUAAUGCAGGGACGGAGUGAUGGCACCCUUAACCCACAGGGUGUCAGAUUUGGCAGUGCAGAGAUAUACAACAUAGUUGAGGCUUACAAGGAAAUACAAGAUAGCGUGUGUGUGGGUCAGAGGACCAAAGAUGGCUCUGAAGAGAGAGUUGUUCUCUUUUUAAAGAUGGUGCCUGAAGUUGAGUUUACUGAUGAUUUAUGCACAAGGCUACGUGCAAAUAUCCGCAUGCAGUUAUCAGCUCGACACGUACCUAGUCUCAUACUAGAAAUAGCUGACAUUCCAUAUACUCAAAGUGGCAAGAAAGUUGAGGUCGCAAUAAGGAAAAUAUUGAAUGGGGAGAAAAUCUUACACAGAGGAGCCUAUUCCAACCCAGAAUCCUUAGAUCUCUAUGAGAACAUUCCACAGUUAAAAGCAUUUUGAUUGGAUACCGAAACAGUCAUGUGAUUUCUUCUCUUGGAUUAUGGGAAAUUCAACAGAAUUUAAAAGAUAAUAUGUGAUUAACCUCUGAAUACUAUUCGUAGAUACUAUUAGUGGUGUGGUGUUGAUAUUAUAUCAAGGAGGACCAGUGUAACAAAUCUCCUAGGAAUUAUUGUCCUCCUUAUAUAUAGGCUUUACAAAGCAAUGAUUAGAUAUAAAUUUAUGGGAAAAAUAGUUGUAGGAAUUGAGUCAUUGUAUAGAUAAAUGGAGACAUUAACUACAAGGGACAGGUGUAUUAUUCAAUGACAGUGCAAUUUCUAGUGAUCUGAUUGGGCCAUAUGCUGUUAAUAUAUACAGCCUGUAUUUAUACUUGUAUUAUACAAUAUAUUAUAUAUAUAUAUAUUGUAUAUACGUAUGCAACUUGUAUUAUAUUUUCGUCCAUGGAAUACAGAAUUUGUAUUACCCACUGAUAUCACCCUGUCACACAAUUUGAUGUCAUUGUAAUCAUUUUCUGUUGAAAAACUAUUAAGGAAUUAAGGAAUAAAAGAUCAAGAUUCUAUGAUUUAUAGUGAAGUAUUACAUACCUAGCGAAGCAUUUGUA
This is a messenger RNA of Owenia fusiformis, 2667 nucleotides long. The record is from the annotation of a GenBank genome assembly. Lineage: Eukaryota; Metazoa; Annelida; Polychaeta; Sabellida; Oweniidae.